Rotaria sordida is the source of this 414-nucleotide messenger RNA. The record is from the annotation of a GenBank genome assembly. Lineage: Eukaryota; Metazoa; Rotifera; Eurotatoria; Philodinida; Philodinidae.
AUGGAUAAACUAAAAGCAGUUUUAACAAGAAUUCAAGUUGAAUUACAUGGAAUUAUUAAACAUAAUCCUAAUGUUGAACCAAAAGUUUUAAAAGUUUCAAUUCAAAUUGGAUCCAUAGAAAAAACUUCUGGUAGUCAAACAUUACAAACAGCUUAUUCAGUAUAUCAACGUUCAUUUAUUGAAAUUAAUGAACAACAAGAUAUUUUAGUAAAUAGAAUGAAUGAUAAAUUAGAUUCAACAUCAAUGAUUAAUAAUGAAAAACGAACAUCAGCUACUAAACUUGUUAAUCAAUUAUAUUUUUUUCCGAUUAGAUAUAUACUCAAUAUGGAUGGUACGAUAAAAAGUCAUGAUGAAACACGUAUUAGUGCUAAAUGUGCUAUACCAACAUGUCUAUCACAUUUAUCAACAAUUUGA